UACCUAAAAUUUAAAUACAUAAGCAUAAAUCAGAGUGGAAUAUUUAUAUUUUAGAUAAAAAUCUAUACUAAAUGGAUACUAUUUUUGCUAAGUAACGAUGGAAACGCUAUAUCACCAGACAACCCAAUUGAUACAAGAGACUUCUGAUUUGUUUUAUAAACUUGAAAGGAAUCCAGAUGUUGUUGAAAUAGAAAAUGAAAUCCAGUCGAAAAUAAAUGCUAUUAGUGCGAAUUGUGAGAAGCUUGAUGUCUUGGUCUUCAAAACACCAAUCAACCAGAGAUCCAUGGCUAAGAUGAGAGUAGACCAGUUAAAGUAUGACAAUAAACAUGUACAGGCUUCACUACAAAAUUCCCGAAACAAACGUCUAAGGCGAGAGCAGGAGAAGGCGGAAAGGGAGCAGCUGCUAAGUCGGAGGUUCGGCCACGACCACACAUCAAUAGACGUCGACUACAUGGCACAGGAGAGCAUGUCACUACAGAACUCACAUAGAGGGGUUGAUGAAAUGUUACAAACAGGUAGCAACAUCCUGGAGACGCUGAAGUACAACAGAGAAACGCUGAAGGGAGCUCAUCGUCGCAUGAUCGACCUGGCUAACACUCUCGGCCUGUCAAACGCGACCAUCUCCCUUAUAGAGAGGAGAGUCGCCCAGGACAAGUAUGUCCUCUUUGGAGGCAUGCUGGUCACUCUUACCGUGAUUGUCCUGGUCAUAAUCUACCUGGUGUAAAGUUAUCACAGCAUUUGUAUAUUGUUAUUUAUAAAUAUAGUAUUUUUACUUA
Messenger RNA from Aricia agestis (brown argus), 776 nucleotides. RefSeq names its product probable Golgi SNAP receptor complex member 2 (gene Membrin). Gene Ontology annotation, molecular function: SNARE binding; SNAP receptor activity. NCBI's taxonomy places the organism in Eukaryota, Metazoa, Arthropoda, Insecta, Lepidoptera, Lycaenidae. The coding region runs from base 98 to 724 and encodes 208 amino acids. The record is from RefSeq and is a predicted model, not a curated record. Gene Ontology annotation, cellular component: SNARE complex; ER to Golgi transport vesicle membrane; late endosome membrane. Gene Ontology annotation, biological process: vesicle fusion; vesicle-mediated transport. The transcript is spliced from 4 exons.